Messenger RNA from Panthera uncia (snow leopard), 5917 nucleotides. It is a transcript of the gene PIK3CD, whose product is annotated as phosphatidylinositol-4,5-bisphosphate 3-kinase catalytic subunit delta. Gene Ontology annotation, molecular function: 1-phosphatidylinositol-4-phosphate 3-kinase activity; 1-phosphatidylinositol-3-kinase activity. Gene Ontology annotation, biological process: phosphatidylinositol-3-phosphate biosynthetic process; phosphatidylinositol 3-kinase/protein kinase B signal transduction; cell migration. The record is from RefSeq and is a predicted model, not a curated record. Lineage: Eukaryota; Metazoa; Chordata; Mammalia; Carnivora; Felidae. Gene Ontology annotation, cellular component: phosphatidylinositol 3-kinase complex; cytoplasm; plasma membrane.
CCGCGCCCCGCCUCCCUCCCUCGAGGCUCACUCGCGCCCAGCGCGCUGGCUCCUAGCGGCCGCCGGGCCGAGCCGCCCAGCCCCUGCCGGCCGCGCCGGGACCGGACAGUCGGUGUCUUUGGAGUGAAAAAACAGGAUGCCCCCUGGGGUUGACUGCCCCAUGGAAUUCUGGACCAAGGAGGAGAAUCAGAGUGUGGCAGUUGACUUCCUGCUGCCCACGGGAGUCUAUCUGAACUUCCCUGUGUCCCGGAAUGCCAACCUCAGCACCAUCAAGAAGGUGUUGUGGCACCGCGCCCAGUAUGAGCCACUCUUCCACAUGCUCAGCGACCCUGAGGCCUACGUGUUCACCUGCGUCAACCAGACCGCGGAGCAGCAGGAGCUGGAGGACGAGCAGCGGCGACUGUGUGACAUCCAGCCCUUCCUGCCGGUGCUGCGCCUGGUGGCCCGAGAGGGUGACAGGGUGAAGAAGCUUGUCAACUCACAGAUCAGCCUCCUCAUCGGCAAAGGCCUCCACGAGUUCGACUCCUUGCGGGACCCCGAGGUGAAUGACUUUCGCACCAAGAUGCGCCAGUUCUGCGAGGAGGCGGCCGCCCGCCGGCAGCAGCUGGGCUGGGAGGCCUGGCUGCAGUACAGCUUCCCCCUGCAGCUGGAGCCCUCGGCCCGGAGCUGGGGGGCCGGCCCCCUGCGGGUCCCCAACCGGGCCCUCCUCGUCAACGUCAAGUUUGAGGGCAGCGAGGAGAGCUUCACCUUCCAGGUGUCCAGCAAGGAUGUGCCCCUGGCACUGAUGGCCUGUGCCCUCCGGAAGAAGGCCACGGUGUUCCGGCAGCCGCUGCUGGAGCGGCCUGAGGACUACACCCUGCAGGUGAACGGGAAGCACGAGUACCUGUACGGCAGCUACCCCCUCUGCCAGUUCCAGUACAUCUGCAGCUGCUUGCACAGCGGGCUGACCCCCCACCUGACCAUGGUGCACUCUUCUGCCAUCCUCGCCAUGCGGGACGAGCAGAGCGACCCUGCCCCCCAAGUCCAGAAACCACGCACCAAACCGCCCCCCAUUCCCAUGAAGAAGCCUUCUUCCUUGUCCCUGUGGUCCCUGGAGCAGCCUUUCUGCGUGGAGCUGAUCCAGGGUAGCAAAGUGAAUGCGGAUGAGCGGAUGAAGCUGGUGGUGCAGGCCGGGCUCUUCCAUGGCAACGAGACGCUGUGCAAGACGGUGUCCAGCUCAGAGGUGAGCGUGUGCUCAGAGCCCGUGUGGAAGCAGCGGCUAGAGUUUGACAUCAACGUCUGCGACCUGCCUCGCAUGGCUCGUCUCUGCUUUGCACUUUACGCCGUGAUCGAGAAGGCCAAGAAGGCUCGGUCCACCAAGAAGAAGUCCAAGAAGGCGGACUGCCCCAUCGCCUGGGCCAACCUCAUGCUGUUUGACUACAAGGACCAGCUCAAGACCGGUGAAUGCUGCCUGUACAUGUGGCCGUCCGCACCAGACGAGAAGGGGGAGCUGCUGAACCCCGCGGGAACAGUGCGGAGUAACCCCAACACGGAGAGCGCUGCUGCCCUAGUCAUCUGCCUCCCUGAGGUGUCCCCCUACCCUGUGUACUACCCAGCCCUGGACAAGAUUCUGGAGCUGGGGCGGCACGGGGAGCCCGGGCGCUUCAGCGAGGAGGAGCUGCAGCUGCGGGAAAUCCUGGAGCGGCGGGGGUCCGGGGAGCUGUAUGAGCACGAGAAAGACCUGGUGUGGAAGAUGCGGCACGAGGUCCAGGAGCGCUUCCCGGAGGCGCUGGCCCGCCUGCUGCUGGUCACCAAGUGGAACAAGCACGAGGAUGUGGCCCAGAUGCUCUACCUGCUGUGCUCCUGGCCGGACCUGCCCGUCCUGAGCGCCCUGGAGCUGCUGGACUUCAGCUUCCCCGACCGCCACGUGGGCUCCUUCGCCAUCAAGUCUCUGCGGAAACUGACGGACGACGAGCUUUUCCAGUACCUGCUGCAGCUGGUGCAGGUCCUCAAGUACGAGUCCUACCUGGACUGCGAGCUGACCAAGUUCCUGCUGGACCGGGCCCUGUCCAACCGCAAGAUCGGCCACUUCCUUUUCUGGCACCUCCGCUCCGAGAUGCACGUGCCCUCCGUGGCGCUGCGCUUCGGCCUCAUCAUGGAAGCCUACUGCAGGGGCAGCACCCACCACAUGAAGGUGCUGAUGAGGCAGGGCGAGGCGCUGAGCAAGCUGAAGGCCCUGAACGACUUUGUCAAGGUGAGCUCCCAGAAGACCACCCGGCCCCAGACCAAGGAGCUGAUGCACCUGUGCAUGCGCCAGGAGACCUACCUGGAGGCCCUCUCCAACCUGCAGUCCCCGUUGGACCCCAGCACCCUGCUGGCCGAAGUCUGCGUGGAACAGUGCACCUUCAUGGACUCCAAGAUGAAGCCCCUGUGGGUCAUGUACAGCAACGAGGAGGCGGGCAGCGACAGCAGUGUGGGCAUCAUCUUUAAGAACGGGGACGACCUCCGCCAGGACAUGCUGACUCUGCAGAUGAUCCAGCUCAUGGACGUUCUGUGGAAGCAGGAGGGAUUGGACCUGAGGAUGACGCCCUACGGCUGCCUCUCCACGGGGGACCGCACAGGCCUCAUCGAGGUGGUGCUUCACUCAGACACCAUCGCCAACAUCCAGCUGAACAAAAGCAACAUGGCCGCCACGGCUGCCUUCAACAAGGAUGCCCUGCUCAACUGGCUCAAGUCCAAGAACCCUGGGGAAGCCUUGGAUCGAGCCAUUGAGGAGUUUACCCUCUCCUGCGCCGGUUACUGUGUGGCCACUUACGUGUUGGGCAUCGGUGAUCGGCACAGUGACAACAUCAUGAUCCGCGAGAAUGGGCAGCUGUUCCACAUUGAUUUUGGCCACUUUCUGGGGAAUUUCAAGACCAAGUUUGGAAUCAACCGUGAGCGCGUCCCAUUCAUCCUCACGUACGACUUUGUGCACGUGAUCCAGCAGGGGAAAACGAAUAACAGUGAGAAAUUUGAAAGGUUCCGUGGCUACUGUGAGCGAGCCUAUACCAUCCUGCGGCGCCACGGGCCUCUGUUCCUUCACCUCUUCGCCCUGAUGCGGGCCGCCGGCCUGCCUGAGCUCAGCUGCUCCAAAGACAUCCAGUAUCUCAAGGACUCUCUGGCCUUGGGAAAGACAGAGGAGGAGGCUCUAAAGCACUUCCGAGUGAAGUUUAACGAAGCCCUCCGGGAGAGCUGGAAGACCAAAGUGAACUGGCUGGCCCACAACGUGUCCAAAGACAAUAGGCAGUAGUAGCAAGCUUCUGGAGGCCCCUGGGCCUGGAGGGAGCAGACCGCCGGCCUGGGGAACCAGGCACCCUCAGCCGUCCUCUGGGGCCCCGAGAGCCUGACCCGCACCCCACGGGAAGGAACCUACAUGAUUGCCUUUUGUUUACACUGGUUAUUUAUUUAUGACUUGAAACGUUUCAGGAACUCGACAGCCAUACACGGAAAUGCAUCCUUCGUGCAGGGGAGGGGCGUCCUCAGCCAGAGCCCCCGGGCUUUGGUGAGAAGACAGAGUCGGGCACCUCAGAGGCCGCACCUCACUAAGGACUGUAACCCCGAGUCUUCCAGCUGGUGAAUCGGGACCCGGCAGAGACUGCUCUCCCCUCCGGGAAGCCUGCCUUCCUCCCAGGCUCCCGCCGGGCUGCCCGGGGCUUGGCCCCUGGCAGUUACCUGGUGCCCACUUCUCCGUUCACCCCCUCCACCUUCGUGCUCUCCACGGGCUGAGCGCGGGGCAGCUCCCAGAGGAAGUCUGGGUACCCUCUAGAAUCAGGGAUGCUUGCUUUCCACUUUUAAAGUGACUCUUGGGUACGGGAAAUCCUCUCCUCUGCUGUAAAGCGGUUUUGUUUGCGGGUAAGGAAAAAAAAAACAAAAAACAAAAAAACACCCCAACUACUUACGGACCCUCUGUGGCUCAGAACAGCCUCCGCCCUGAUAAAGUAUAAUAUAUGCUGGUCCUCAAGACAUUAAAAAGAUCUGAGCUUGAUUUAGCUCAACCUGUCAUGGAUCGAGGCAAAAGCAGGUCAGAGUACUUUGCUCUGACCUGCCUCGCAAAGCAGGUUUUAAGGCCGGACCUGAUCUCCAGAACUCUCUGCCUUGGGAACCUGCUUUGAGGAAUCACGUACCAGAAACCUGAGGUCUUUAGUGGAAUCUUUUUCUACUUAGCUCGAAGCAGUUCAGGCUUAGCCUUAGGGGGAUCCGAGGAGCUCUAGAAACACCAGGUUCCCGGGCCUCUCCCCAGCCGUCUGAAGACAUCUCUGGAGAGGGGACUAGAAAUCCGGGCUUCUAGAAGCCCACGGGUGAUCUUUAUGUGUUAGGAGGCCUCGUGAGGCCGGGCAGAGUCAGGCGCAGCUGCCCUGUGGACAGGUAUGGGAGCUUCAAGAAAAAGCCCACCGCCUUCUUUGGUCAGUUAGAAGCCACGCGGUGUGGUCCAUAUGCAGAACACCACCGACCACACUCUCGUUCCCAACUAAGUGUGGAGGUCAUCUGGUCCACCUUGCCAGUCUAGAAAUAGGAACAGCCGAGUGUACGUCUAUAUGUUAUUUAUUGAAACGCGUCUGUGUGCUUCCUGGCAUUCUGGUUCCGGUACACAGCCUAGGUGCUUGGCGAGGAGAGUAUUUUCUAUUUUUGUUUUGUGUGUGUGUGUGUGUGUGUGUGUGUGUUUUAGUCUUUUCAUGUUUCUGUAUGGGGAAGGGGAGUUCAACACAACUGAUGGGGGGUGAAGACCACCGCUCUGUGAAGCCUUCACGUGAGCGGUAACAGCCUACGGAAAGAAAUAAAAGCUUUUUUAUGUUGUGUUCUCAGGUCAAAAAUCAAGCCAGAGAAUGCAGGGUUAGAACAAAACCAGGACGAGACCUGACGCGCGCUCCUCCUGGAGUUAGAACCAGCACUUUAUUGUAGCGGGUACACUUUCUGACCUCAUCAAUAUACACAUCUACAAAGUGACACCACGCGGAGGCCGCAUUAGCAUCUACCAUUGUCUACACAGAGCAGCUACAGCGACAGGACGUGAGGGGCGGCCACACACGACGCAGGACGGCCGCAGUGUCCUUGCAACUAGCAGUUAUAAUCACAGGACAGUAUUCAAAAUUAUUUUCCCCCAGGUUUAGAAAUCUAAAAUUUUACAUGUAAAUUAAAAACAAAGUGCUGUUGGGGUUUGAGCUCAUGACUUGUCCUCUCCUUUUCCAUCCCCCACGCGCCCCAGAAGCAGAGCCCCUCACUCCUGGGGAGCGGAGUUUGCCUCCGGAGCCGUCGGGGGGAAAGCUGGCGCUCGGCCUUCGGGCCAGAGCGCGUCUGUCCUUGGACGUUCUGAGUCCGGACCACUCAGGCCUGUUCUGUCUCCGCACCAAGUGGCCAGACGCUUUGUGCCAUCGGCGUGCACACUCCCCGGCAGGGCAACAGACAUCUAGUAGGCGUGAACCCAAGGCUGCACACGAGGAGUCCAGCUUCCUGUGCAAGGAGCUGCCGGUCCUCAGAGGAGUGUGUGAAAGAGGCCAGGGACCCCAGCUCCCCACCCCUCUGCGGAUCAGAGAUGGGUGGAAUCCCAAAGGAAAGACCUGGCCAUUUCCAGCCUCCGGAGAGGGGUCUCCGAUCCGGUCCCCUGCCGCUGAGCAGUGCCGGGAAGUCCGUGCCCCUUAACUGCCUGGCCGCCCGCCGAGGGUGUGCACUGAGCAGGGCCCAAGUGGGGCAGGCCCGCUCUCCUCCGGGGUGGGGGUGGGGCCGGAGCCCACGGGGUCUCUCCUGUGUUUCAAGCUUCACUUUGCAUGCCAGUCCUGGGUCAUACUAGCACGGAGGACACGAGGAAUCCCAAUUUAUUUACAAAAUAUUAAAAAGUCAGUUCAUCAUCUACAUAUUAACCCCCAUUCUGCCAUUUUAUACAUGCACUAGUUUGGAAAAAAUA